This is a messenger RNA of Phodopus roborovskii (desert hamster), 8722 nucleotides long. It is a transcript of the gene Cnot6l, whose product is annotated as CCR4-NOT transcription complex subunit 6 like. Gene Ontology annotation, biological process: nuclear-transcribed mRNA poly(A) tail shortening. Gene Ontology annotation, cellular component: CCR4-NOT complex; cytoplasm; nucleus. NCBI's taxonomy places the organism in Eukaryota, Metazoa, Chordata, Mammalia, Rodentia, Cricetidae. The transcript is spliced from 12 exons. The record is from RefSeq and is a predicted model, not a curated record. Gene Ontology annotation, molecular function: protein binding; poly(A)-specific ribonuclease activity. Bases 274 to 1926 code for a protein of 550 amino acids.
CCCCCUCCCGAUCCGGCUGCUCUUCGCUCCCUUCGGCCGCCCUCCGCCGCCUCGGUGGUUCCUCAGGCGGCCCGGCCCGGCCCGCCCGCCCCGCGUCCCCUCCGGCCGGUGCCUCUCCCCCCGGCGGGCUGCCUGCAUGUCUUUACUGCCCUCAGCCCCGCCGCCACCGCCGCCGCCGCCUCCCCCGCCGCCGCAGCCCCAGCAGCAGCCGCCUCGCCGCCGCCGCCGCCGCCGCCGCCCGGACCCUGGAGCGCUGAAUGCAGACUAAUAGGGAUGCCAAAGGAAAAAUAUGAUCCUCCAGAUCCUCGCAGAAUUUAUACCAUCAUGUCAGCAGAGGAGGUAGCCAAUGGGAAAAAAUCUCACUGGGCAGAAUUAGAAAUCUCGGGUAGAGUGCGAAGCUUAAGUACAUCACUUUGGUCAUUGACACACUUGACAGCACUGCACCUAAAUGACAACAACCUUGCUCGCAUUCCACCUGAUAUCGCCAAGCUUCAUAAUCUGGUUUACCUGGAUCUGUCAUCCAAUAAACUCAGAAGUUUACCAGCAGAACUAGGAAACAUGGUGUCUCUCAGGGAAUUGCUUUUAAAUGACAAUUAUUUACGGGUUUUGCCUUAUGAACUUGGCCGGCUCUUCCAGCUACAAACUCUAGGUUUAACAGGCAAUCCUUUAUCACAAGAUAUUAUGAGCUUAUACCAGGACCCAGAUGGAACCCGAAAGCUACUGAACUUCAUGCUUGACAAUCUUGCAGUUCAUCCAGAGCAGCUUCCUCCGAGGCCAUGGAUUACAUUAAAAGAACGAGACCAAAUUCUGCCAUCAGCAUCAUUCACGGUUAUGUGUUACAAUGUGUUAUGUGAUAAAUACGCUACUCGGCAGCUAUAUGGCUAUUGCCCGUCCUGGGCAUUAAACUGGGAAUACAGGAAAAAGGGAAUUAUGGAAGAAAUUGUUAACUGGGACGCAGAUAUCAUUAGUCUUCAGGAAGUGGAAACAGAGCAAUACUUUACUCUAUUUCUGCCAGCAUUGAAGGAUCGUGGAUAUGAUGGGUUUUUUUCUCCAAAGUCACGUGCCAAAAUCAUGUCUGAGCAGGAAAGAAAACAUGUGGAUGGUUGUGCAAUAUUCUUCAAAACAGAAAAAUUUACAUUGGUGCAGAAGCAUACAGUGGAAUUCAACCAGGUAGCAAUGGCGAAUUCAGAUGGAUCUGAAGCAAUGCUCAACAGAGUGAUGACAAAAGAUAACAUUGGCGUUGCUGUGGUAUUAGAGGUUCACAAGGAACUCUUUGGAACAGGUAUGAAGCCUAUUCAUGCUGCAGACAAACAGCUGCUUAUAGUGGCAAAUGCCCACAUGCAUUGGGACCCAGAGUAUUCUGAUGUGAAACUUAUUCAGACCAUGAUGUUUGUCUCAGAGGUUAAAAACAUUCUGGAGAAAGCCUCGAGUAGGCCUGGCAGCCCAACCGCAGACCCUAACUCCAUCCCGCUGGUGCUAUGUGCAGAUCUUAACUCAUUGCCAGAUUCAGGUGUUGUGGAAUAUUUAAGCAAUGGAGGAGUAGCUGACAACCAUAAAGACUUCAAGGAACUAAGGUACAAUGAGUGUCUUAUGAACUUCAGCUGUGGUGGAAAGAAUGGAAGCUCACAAGGGAGAAUCACACAUGGCUUCCAACUUAAGAGCGCCUAUGAAAAUAACUUGAUGCCUUAUACCAAUUACACCUUUGAUUUCAAAGGAGUGAUUGACUACAUUUUCUAUUCCAAGACUCAUAUGAACGUGCUUGGUGUCCUGGGGCCUUUAGAUCCUCAAUGGCUGGUUGAGAACAACAUCACUGGGUGUCCACAUCCUCACAUCCCUUCAGACCACUUCUCACUGUUAACACAACUUGAACUCCACCCCCCACUCCUGCCUCUUGUCAAUGGUGUUCACUUACCUAACCGGAGGUAGUGGAGUACAGCCCCGCCAAGACGGGGAUCUGUUGCUAUGGACCUGUACAGUUGUAAAUCAAAGUAUGUAGGAGUGAAGUAUGGCCGUCCUUAAGCUGCUGCUUCAGGUUCCUUUCAUUAUGUGUUUGCUAUAAGACUUUGUAUGUUUUUGUGCAUAUUGAUAUCAUUUGGCACUAGGGCUGGAACCAAAGUAUUACCGUCUGUCUCUAUCCAAAAGUUUAAUAUACUUUAAAAUUGGGUUUCUUCUCUUCCUAUUAUAUUAGAAAAUAGCAUUCACAAUUGGUAAGUCACUAAUUUGAGGUCCAACACCAGUGUUGUUCUCUAAAAUCAAAUACAUUCUUUGGAUUAUUUCAAAUAAGCCAAUCAUUUUUGUAAAAAGUGAUUUUUACAAACUCCAAAUACAAGAUUUUCAAUAGAAUGAUGGCAUGCCUUAUAGGAAAAACUUUUUUGAGUUUCUGUUUUCCUUUAUAACAAGCUGAUUUUUGGCUCCCAAGUUGUUUGCACAUUAACAAAGCACUUAAAUUUUCUUGAUUUGUACAUUAAAUGUGAUAUAGUCAUUAGCCAUAACAAGACAGUUUGAGAAAUGAAAAUAAUUGCACAACAUGCUUUCAAAAUCAAGCAUAGUAUGUGACAGUUUGUUGGCCGAAUGCUGGUUGUUUUGUUUGAGGGAUCUCCCCCCCCCCUUUCUUGGUCUGCCUAUUAGUUGUAAUCUUUAUAGAAAUACUAACUCUAAGCCCGUCUCUCCAGUUCAUUUUAUAAGAAAAUAGCAGAUAUAUACUGCCAUAUAUCUUGAAAGUAGGAUUUGGUAUUUUUAGGAUGCCCACAAAAUUAGUGUCUGGUAUUUUUCAUGUCCACUCUUCUUUGAUGUCUGGUUGUAAUGGAAAAAGAUAUGAUCCAUAUCAUCUUUACCACUACAGUUUAAUGUUUAAAGAAGAUUGCUGAAUGAAAAGCCCCGGGUCAAAGUUUCAAAAAGGGAAAGCCAUAUAAUAUUACACAUGUUUUCCAAAAUAAGUUAAGUGGCUGUUUUGUUUGUUUUUGUUUUUUGUUUUUGUUUUGAGGUAACAUUAAAGAGGAUUUUGAGGAGAGGACAGAUUUGGGGAAAUAGUUGAAAACUUUGAAUUAUUUUUUUCUGACUCUAGCUGCCAAAUGGCCAUCAUAUGCUUUUAAUCUUUGUUGCCAUAUCUGUCUAGAUUUGAAUUAAGCUACUGGUUUAUUCCCAUAGUUUGAUGCCUCUAGAUGUAUUGGAAACCAAACCCCCCUUUGUUGUUGUUGGCCUGGAGGGCCCACUUGAAAAUCUCACUAGAGAGGCAGAGAGCAUAAAUACCAUCUUGUGGGGAGAAAAUUAGUUGGCUGCUUGAUGUUAAUUAUGGCACAGUAACAUUGGAAAAGGUUGUGUCUGUGUUUUUAAGUUUUUCUUUAUUCUGCUUUUUUGCUGCUAUAAGAGUUUUCUGAAAUUUAUAUUUUAAACUUUUCAUGCACUUUACUGUUUCUAGUAUCAAAAUGUGAUAUUUUUAAUAAACAAGAAAUUUUCCAUUAUGUGAAUGAAAUUUUAAAAGAAAAUAGCCUAUAUUUGUGUCUCACUAAUAUAUAAAGUACAAGUCAAAUUUAAAUUAUUUAAUUAGUUUUAAAUAUAUACAAAUUGUCUCUUCUUUCAAACCUGACAUCUUAGGCUGUUUUAUUAGUCUUAAAUGAUACAUUUCCUGUGGUUAUUUUAUACUAAUUUCUUCCAUAGUUUACCGAUCAGGCUGCAUAAAAUAAUAUUUUCCCAAAGGGUAAUUUUAGUGGGAUGAGGGUGGUGGGAUGAUGUAAUAUCACACAGGAUUGCAUCCAGAAGAGCUCUGUAAAGCCUAACUCCCUUUUAAAAGUGCCUAGUGACAGAGGCGUUGUCAUCUAUUGUAAUUGGAAUGUCAUUGUAGUUCAGCAAAGUUUGAUGUAAAUAAAAUAGUCUCUUAAAAAUGUUAAAGUACCUGAAUAAACAAGCAGAAGAAACCCUGAUGACAGAUUUUCCUCAGUGUUCAGGUAUCCCUUCUUAUAUACCUCAAGCAUCCAACAUCUAGCCAUGCAAAUUGAUUAUCUGAAGCAUAGUACUGGAAAGUAGAAUAGCAUGAAAAACUUAAUUUUGUGGACAUUACCUUUUUUUAUAAUCAGCUACUGUAUGUUUAAUUUUAGAUCUUUUGUUUUGGGUGGGUUUUCUGCUCUGGAGGUAUAUGCACUAACAGAACAUUCUUCUUCUUUCAUAGAUGCAUGUUAAUUAGCAAUGUGAGCAAUAUUUCCUACCAUACUUCACUCCCGAUAUUUUUUGAGAUGUUUGUAUAAAAUGAAAUUUAAAGUUCACUUAUGAUUGUAUAUGAACCACAGAGGAGCCCAUUUAUUAAUAAAAAUCUUUUUUAAUAGUUAAAUGUAGAGGGGAAAAUAAAAAAAAUUGGGAAACAUUGUAAACAGCUUAAGUUUAUUUUGUGUAUGAUUGAGGCACUCUGUUGCAAGAAGGUGUGUAAUUGGGUCUCUCUGCUUCCAAAUGCACUCUUUCAAACCAUUCAUUAUCCUAUGUAUUUUGAUGUGUUUUCGUAAAUGUUGGUAGUAGCUCUGUUGACGUAGGUGAUUGUGUUUUGUUUUGGGUGGCACACACCUAGGGCAUGGUAACCCAAUUUUCAUGUGCACGGUUUCCCUUUAGCCUCUUGCCCAAAUUUCACACACUGUUUCCCCUUUGUUCCCUUUGUAAAAGGAGUGGUAUCUUGUUUUGAGCUGCCAGUUCAGAUGAUCAGAAAUGCUGCUGUCCUCAGCAUUGUCUUGUCAAAUGCAUGCCAUUUGGAACUUUGGCAGUGAGAAGCCCAAAGGACAAGGUGAAUGACAUGGUAUAUAUUCAAGUGAAUCAUAUAUGCUCAUAUACUUUCUAGUUCUCAGAAUAAGUUAAUAAGCUUUAUGCCGUUGGGCUGCUGCAUAUUUUAUCUGAUGAUAAAAGAAAAUUUGGGCAUUUUAUUUUUUUAACUGUUAUAUAUGAUUUCUAGUAAUUUUCUUAAGAACUGGAGUGUUAAGUUUAUUAAAACGGUGUUGUUUGAGGCAGGGGAAACUGCACUGUUUGCCAUUAUAACAGUCAUAUAAGUGCAUGUCAAGUCACCCCACUGUCAAGCAUCAGUAUCCUCCUCAUAGCUUUACAUACUUUGAUGGGGAAUAUUGCAGCAUCCUCAGGACUGACAUCUGGAAAAGGCUCAAAUCCACUUACUGCUCCUUGCUUGUUGACUUUGUUUUACAAUAUUGUGCCUGGUGUCAACUCUUAAGCAACAGCACUGCCUAAAAGCAAGCAGAGAACAGAAUCCCAGCACCAUUCUGUAGGCAACUUUUUAGAAUUCAGAUAUAGUAGAUCUGUUCAAGAUUUAUGAUGUUUUAUGUAAAAAAAAAAUUUUGUACAACAUAGCUGAAUAUUUUUGUUUGAUUUAUUUGAUGUAAGGCGUGUGAACAUUCAUUUGAAUAUCACAUGUUAGAGUCAGGUAAUGGCACAAUGGGUUCUGAGACCAGCUUACCCCACCCUCCCCAUUUGCCUUGUUCGAAUCUCUUUUUUUUUCAAAUUACAUUUCUGAUAUUCAUAGGCAGAUAUUUAAUUUUACUAAUAAGCAUCUUGUGUGAAUGUAUUUUUAAAACCACUAUGUUUUAGUGUUAUGUUUGUAGAAAUAUGAAAUUUACUUAUCUCUUUGGGGGGGGUCAUCUUAAAGUCAUAUAUCACUGAGAAGGGAGAAAGUUGAAAACUAAGACUAAUAUCACUUGAAUCUGUGGCAGAUUAUGUUAAAAUUGAGGGUGUGGCACAUUAAACCUAGAACAUGGACAAAAUUGUGCUCUGUUCAAAGAUUUUGUCUCCUGAGUAUGUCUUGUCAGUAGGUGAAAUUUUCAGUUUAUAUUGUAUUUUUGAGAAUUCAUUAAAAAAAAAAAAAUCACAGCUCCGACCUGUACACUCAGUAGCAGAUAGGAAAGAGAAGGGAAAGCACAAGGAGAAGUAGGUAGAGUGUGUGCAUUGAAGGAGCCAGGAGCACAGAGCUUAAUUUCUGACACAAAACGUACAUUUCCUACUGAUAGAAAUUGACUUCAUUCUAGUACUAAUUUAAAUUUCAAUCAUUUAUAGUCUUAGUUUCUGACAUAUUAUUAAUAGUUUUGCAAAGUAUACUAACUGGUUGGUAGUGUCAGUCACAAAAAAACAUGAAUUGUUUUACAGUAUUGGUCCUAUAGCAAGCAAAAUCUUUGUCACAUGUUCAGAGUAACCAACAUUUUGACUAAAAUGUGAGCUGUCAUGUUUGUAAGGUUGGUUUUGUUUUUUCCCUGUUUAUCACCAUAAAACCCAAAGUAACACCUUUAUAAUGUGUUAAAAGAUUUCCGUUUGGUUUGUAUCAUAUUUUUAUGACUUUUUGUCUAUUAGAACUAGAUAAAAUAAGUAGAGAAGUUAAACUUAUUUUUCUAAAUCAGGAACUUCAACUGAAGUUUUGAGUUUGUAGACAGAAGAGAACAUUUAUGUUUAUGAUUGCCCUGGAUGAUUUUAAUUCCACAAUUGCACUGCAAUUCCCCAAUUGAAAUUCAAACACAAGUAAAUGCUACUGCAUCUUUAACCUGCUCAUUUACCAAAGCUAUAGCCUGUUUAAGAACAGGAUGCCAAGAGCAUCUUUCGUACUUGUCACUUACAUGCUUAAACAGUAAAAGAAAUCCUUGGGUAUUCUGAGCAAGAGCUGCAGAAAGAGGAGAAUGGGAAGGGAAGCAGAAGAAAGAUGGGAACCUGUUCAGCACGAUGAUAGGAAAAAGGCCUGUAGAAAGAAACUGCUUCCUGAAAAGUUUUAUUAGUAUAAUUAUUUAAGUUUGGUUUAUGCUAGACUUGAUUUAUUCUUGGAUCCAAAGGAGAAACUGAAGUACUCUUAGUAAGAUAACUUUUAAAGGAUAUGAAAUAAGGGCGUGCCUAUUAAAUGUUGUUGGUUUUUUUUUUUUUCUUUUAUGGCACAGCCUAUAAAAUUAAUAGCACUGAACUAAAAUUAGAAGUAUGCCAUCAGAAAUCAUAUACCUCUUGGCCUGGUAGCAUGGUGUAUUCACCUUUCAGAAUAUUUCAAAAGGCAUCAUUUGGCACCUCUUACUGGUUAUUUUCAUUGGCAAGUUCCCUGAGUUUAAUUUUCCUGUAAUCUAUCUGUCGAUUCUAAAAGCAAAGGAGUCAUGGUAGCCCUCUUUAAAGAAAAAGAAAAAAAAAAAAAGAUAAUUUCUUGCUCGUUAUUUCAGAGCACUGACAUAUUUUCUUAGCUAUCAGUUAUUUAGUGUAACACAUUUGUUUGUGUGUAGUUACUUGAACUCAGAAUAUUGGCUCAGCAUUGGUGUGCCAAACAAUGGCUUUGCUUCUUACCAGACAGACUUAGUAUCCUGCUACUGUUUCAACCUUAAUAUGCGGUAAGUGAUGCAGUGUGUGGGUUGCUCUUUAUUCAGAAACUACUGUCAUUAUUCUGUGCUUAAUUUACUAAAAGUAUAUUCCCUUACCUGUGAAAUUUCUGAGCGGUGCUCUGCCGAUGUUUGAAAGCAAGAGUUUGGUUGGCUGUUACUGCACACUGGAUCAGGAAUUGUUCAGUGUUGAGUGGCAGAUUUAUUAAACACCAGCAGCACUGACAGGUGCACUAUGGGCAUUCUUACAGUUGUCCAAAUGCAAACUGUUCUUUCAUCCAGAAGAAGCUGAGGUGUCGGGUUAAAUAGGAAUACUUGGAGUAUUUCAAGGACAGCAAAUGCUUAAUUAACUAUGUUGUUUCUGAAGUGAGGUAGCACUUUUGUUUUUUAUUUUUAAAAAGAAAAAAAAUGUAUACUUUUUUUCUCUUUGAAAAGGCCAGGAUAUUUGAUUAUAUUCACUAGAGAUUAAAUUGUAUCUUAUUUUCAACUGUCUAAGUGCCAAGUAAUUGUCCAUGGACUUUAUACCUUUACACUCAGUUUACCAUUUGAGUAGGGAAGGGAUUAUUUAUUUUUAUUUCCUGGCAUUAAGUUGACUAAUUUAUUAUUUUGCUUACAGUUGAGUUAAUCUGUGGCCUAUAUAGUGUUUGUGUAACUCUUAAAUGGUCUAAAAGCAAAGCACAUGAUCAUAAAACUAAGCAAGAUGUUUUGAUAAUUUCCCCAUGAAUACGCGGUAAUUUCUAUUAUUUUAAGCAAAUUCUACUGUUUUAGGUUGUAUAUUUUUUAUUUUUAUCCUAAGAAAAAGCCAAGCACUAAAUCAGUGUAUCCUGGUAACCAUUUACAAUCUAAGCUUUUCUCUUUAUUUUUUUCUUUAUUAGAGAAUUUAAUGAAGUGCCAUGUAAUUGUAGCUUACUAAUAAUUAAUGUUUGAUAGACUGUUUCUGUGAUAUUCUAGACAUUUAACUCUUGUCAUCGCUGGAGAAGAUGGUUCUACUCUCAUUCUCUGAUAAUAUCACCAGCUGCUUUAUUUUUCUAUUUAUUAAAACAGUUGAUAAGGUCUGGAUCUUGACUGAAUUGCUCAGCUGAGAUGUUUUUCAUACUAGACACUAUAGAAGAUGUAUGUGAAAAAGGACACGGGUGGUGGUAUUCUUUUUCAUUAAUGUGAACAUUGACUAAACAAAGCAGUCCUGCCUUUUAAAUCUUAUGGCAGCUCAGAAGGGAGGUGCUUAAGAACCUUAACUAUUAUGUCAGAUGACAAAAUAUUUUUUUCCGUUUUGGAGAUUGGGUACUGCUCACACAUGAUGUAUAGGGCUAAAUAUAUGCUUGUCUCCUUGCACCUGUGUACUCUCCCCUUCUCUCCCACUUCCCCUUUCCCUGUAGGCAAUAAAUGGCCAUUUUGCAACUGCA